Molecule: messenger RNA, 240 nt
Organism: Clonostachys solani
Lineage: Eukaryota; Fungi; Ascomycota; Sordariomycetes; Hypocreales; Bionectriaceae
Source: the annotation of a GenBank genome assembly
AUGGUUGCCAUCAAGCAUUUUAGCGUUGCAUCGCUUAUGUGGCUAGGCCUCGCCAGCUACGGACUUGCCACUCAUCAGGAGAAUCCAAGAGGCUUGGACAAGCUUGACGAGCGGCAAUUAGAUGAGCUCGAAGUCCGUGACCUUGAAGAGCGCGGCCGGAACUUGCCUACUCCUAGCAGCAGCCACGGAGGCGGUCCCCGACGAGGAGGCAAGAAGAUUGUGAAGCGCGGCCGCAACUAA